Molecule: messenger RNA, 360 nt
Organism: Humulus lupulus (European hop)
Lineage: Eukaryota; Viridiplantae; Streptophyta; Magnoliopsida; Rosales; Cannabaceae
Exons: 1
Coding region: 1-360 (119 amino acids)
Source: RefSeq, a predicted model, not a curated record
AUGUUCCAAUUGCUAAAAAUCCCUUGUCCUCAUGCAUGUGCCGUAGCAAUUAGUCAGAAUGCUAGCCUGUACGCACUUAGCUCCCCGUACUACACAAAAGACACGUGGAAGAAGACCUACGAUGCAACAAUUAAUGUUGUCGGCGAGGAGGAUGAUUGGGUACUACCGGAACACAUCAAGAACAUGAGAGUCGGGGUACCAGUGGAUAAAAAACCGGUGGGUCGGCCUAGGAAGAGCAAUGCGGGUAGAAGACCGACGAAGCGUCGCCCGUCUAAUGGUCAAGUGGUUGUGGAACCUCGCCAUUGUACUAACUGCGGUGGUUCGGGGCACAACAGAGCUACAUGCAAAGCUCGAGUUUGA